CAUGCGCGGCUAUUUAAAGCCACAACAAUCGGGUCAGUCGUUGUUGACACGGAAGAACCGUGAUAGCAGUAACAAAACUGGGGCUGUCUUCUUCACAAAAACAUUGGGACACUUAACCUGCUGUUAUAUUCUGACCAGUUAGCGGGUUCUGCUGGGUGAGAGCCUCCAGUCCUUCAGGGUGGCUGGAAUGUGACUAUGUGACUUGGUACUGAGCAGACACAAAGGUCCUUCUAAGGCAGCAGGUGGCACAUACCUCUAUAAAUAUAAAACAGUGCACUUGCCACAGUCAGGACUGGGUGAUAGGCACCCCCAAGCUCUCUAAAGGGUAUGAGGUGAUGAGAGUGGUCCUCCUUUGACUCAUUCUGGUCCCAAAAUGUCUCACUGGCUCUUUCCAUGGUCAAGUUCCAUCAAGAAGAGGGCAUGCAGGUAUCUUCUCCAGCGAUACCUUGGGCACUACUUGGAGGAAAGGCUGAGCCUUGACCAGUUGAGCUUGGACCUCUAUAAUGGAAGUGGCCGGCUAACCGAUAUACACCUGGAUAUUUGGUCAGUGAAUGAACUUCUGGACACAGCGGGAGCUCCACUAGAGAUUGUCGAUGGAUUUAUCGGGAGCAUUUCUGUCACCAUCCCAUGGUCUGCCCUUGUCACUGAAAACUGUACUGUGGAGGUGUCUCAAUUGCAGGUUACUCUGCGUCCUAAAUACAGAAAUGCUUCAGCUGAAACAGACAGCCAUAGUUGGUCCUCUUGUAUGACAACCAGUAUGCAGCUCGCCCAGGAGUGCUUGAAGGACCAAUCAGAGGAACCGUUAGAGCCAUCACAGCCCAUUGAAGGGUUGGAAAUGUUUGCACAAACUUUAGAAACAGUGUUACGGAGGAUUAAAGUAACCUUUCUGGAUACGAUUAUCCGGAUUGAGAACAAACCACUUGAUUCCUCAAUUGCGACUGCCCUUGAAUUCCGCAUAAAAAGACUAGAUUAUUGCGAUGAAGCUGUAAGGGACUCUUCUCACGCUAUCCCCACGGACGUCCACCAACCUCCAGCAUUCAUCCAAAAGAUCUUGCAGCUCAAUGGGGUCUCGCUUCAUUGUGAGGAGUUCAAGGCUAGAGAUCAAACUCCUUCUCCAGUGCCUGAGGAUGAUAACCAAUCUUCCAGAAACCGAGACAAAGAUCCAGUACACCACUCAGAGCCUCGCAGCCGGCCUGCGGAGCCAAUAUCACCUUCCUCACCUACCCUACAGAUUGGCAGCUUCUCUGGAUGUACAGAGCUUACUAUCAAACUAAAGCAGACUGAUGUGUUCCCAGGACCAAAGUUUGAGAUCGAUGGAAAGAUUGGGUCCCUACACUUGUUUCUGAAUCCACGUCAGUUUUAUAACCUACAGCAACUGCUAGAUGCUUUGAGUAUUUCAGAGUCAAACAGUAUCAAAGAGAAACUAUUAAAGAGUCGACCUCUGGAUGGGGAGGAUUUGAAGCUAAUUGAACAGGACCUAAAUCAGCAACUAAACUCAGGUCCUGGAUCUAUUUUUCAACCAGAUCCGGAAUUCAUCUCUUUCCGCACUGUGGAGAACGGAGAUAUGUUUUUCUCUAUGACGGCCAUGACAAACAGUGCCACUUCAAUCCGAUCAGCAAAUGAAUUGUCAGAUGUGGACUUAGAAUCCUCUACUUACAGUGAUUACAGCGUCAAUCCGCUUCCAAGUACAGCCUUCAACCCUGGCUUAAUGCUGGGCAGCCCCAGACGGUACGGUCAUUCUCCUUUCACAGCCACUAUAGCUCCUUUACAAAGCCUUCCCCGGGUACCAGAUAAAUCAUCUGCUCCUUCCUCUUUGGAGACUCUAAAACCGGAAAUGUUGUUAAAACUGACCCUGGGUGGUCUUACUAUCACUGUUCCCCAUCUCCUUGAUGAUGAAAGUAUUGUGUCAGACCCAUCCUAUUCAGAGGCUGUCAAUCGCUUUUUCAUGGAAUUGGGUUCCUUCCAGUAUGCAGCCUUCAGUGGUCGAGACUUUGCACAUCUUCGCGGCCACUUUGAGAAAGCAUGCCAGAUGAGCAAUGUUAGGACCACAGCCGUAGCAGUUCAGAUUAUCUGUGAACAGAAAACUGGAAGAGCGUCCCAACAAACUAGCGUUGACAUGAGCUGUGGGAUCCUGGAGAUUCUGGAAUGUUUGUGGCAGGGGGAUCCAGCAUCCAGGAAGGCAAAAGAACCAGAAUACACUGAGCUCAUGGUGUUUCGCAGUCCAGCAUCCUCAUCUCGUCCCUGCUCCCAGAUACACUACAAGCGGCUACACAGAACACCUCCCAGAAGCAGCCGUAAGAAGCAGGCAGUCAGAAUUAACUCCGAGAUCCUUGUGGAGCUGGAAGAAUUUCAGUGUGACCUAGACUUUGGUCUGGUUGACCGACUUGGAUCCCUCUUCCAGAACAGAGAAACACCAGAACCAUUUACUGCUGGCCACCUCAACAUGCACACGAUUCCAGUAACUCCCGUUCCAGAGGAGGAUACAGAUGUCCGUGUGGUUACUUCUAAAGCCCACAUCUGUCUGCAGUUUCCAGUUCCAGAUUUGCGGCCAGUAGCAGAACGUCGUUCAUGGAGAGAAAAAUCUGUACGAAGGGAAUGUCUGGAAAUGGAGGUGGCAGAUCUGGAAAUUCAUACUCAAAGGAAAAGUGAAACUGAAGAGCCCAGCAGAAUAAAAAUUUCAUUCAGUGACUUGCAUGGUAUAUUCACUGAUGGUGAGAAGCGUAUCCCCUGUGUCAAAAUCAGUAAAGGCGUAGACCCGAUGGCAAAAACAGGAGAAAAAAAGUUCACCUUUCCCAACAUAUUGUUGACACUCCUUCCCCAGAACAAGUCUUCACCUUGGGACUUUGCACAGGACAAUAUGGAUGACCCAGACCUUCCAUCAGUGGAGAGCCCAUGUGAGCUGAAACAAGCGGAACCCUCACCUUUUUCCUCUAAGAGGACAAUGUACGAGACGGAGGAGAUGGUUAUUCCUGCUGAUCCAGAUGAGAUGGCAGAUUUUCAAAGGGCAACAUUGGCAUCUUCUCAAUAUACCCUUGAGGUGACUCUACCCAGAGCUAACAUCUUUCUCCCCAGCAAGGACAUGUAUGAAAAUCUGUAUAACAGGUUUUGUAAUGACCUACUAAUGUGGGAACCAGUAUCUGCAUGUGAUUCCCCUUUGGCUGACUCAUUGCUCCCCACUGAACAGCUCCACAUCCCGGCUUACAAGCAAGACACAUUCCAUAUGUGCAAGUCUGCAUUCAGACUGGACUCCGACUCAGAAGAUGAAGAUUCACAUUUCUACUCCGUGGAUGAAGCAGCAAGGCUCAGGAGAGGAACCAUAGAAGGACACAGUUUCUUUUCUGCCUCGGUCACUAUUUUAAGGGGACGGAUAACAGCUUGGACAGAAACUAAGGGCGAAGGAACAAAGAAAUUGGGUAACCAGCAUGGUGAGGUCAUUCUGGAUGUAGAAAACGGACGCAUCUUUAGUGUGUCGAAGUACAAAGGAAAAGCGGAUCUCAGUUACCUGUGUAUAGAGUCUGAUGUUGUGUCUCUUUAUCACAAAGCUGCGGUAGAAGAUUACUUUCUACCAGUUACCCUGGAGAUGCCCACAUUUCUGCCACCUAAAAACUUGGAUCCUACUAUUUACAUCUCAGAAGAGGGGGUUUCUGCCCAGCUGUCGGGGCUUCGCAAAGAUAAGAAUCUCAAAAUGCUGUCCUUAGCUGUCCGAAUUGAUCUUAACCUUGUGAAAAAUGUGAAGGAGUUCCUGGUUGCUUUGAGACUUGAUGGUGCUACUUUGAGACACCACAUGGCAUUACCUAACCAAAGCUGGCACAGUCAUAUCAUGGACUUCCUAGAUGUAGUUGAUGAGCCCAUAUUGGGAUACAACCCCCCAGCUGUCAUCACAGUGCUGCAUACUCAUCUUUUCAGCUGUGCUGUUGAUUACCGACCUCUCCACCUCCCCAUCAAAGUCCUGGUGACAGCAGAAACAUUCACUCUUUCUAGUAACAUUGUGGUAGACACUUCAACUUUCCUUCUCAGGUUUAUUUUGGACGAUUCUGCCCUUUAUCUGUCGGAUAAAUGUGACAUCGAAGUAACUGAUUUAAAGAAAGAUUAUGUCUGUGUUCUGGAUGUGGAUCUUCUGGAACUAGUGAUCACUACAUGGAAGGGAAACGCCUCCUUUAAACUGUCCCAGCCUCUCUUUGAGCUACGCUGCUCUAACAAUGUGCUCCAUAUCCACACCUGUGCUGAUUCCUGUGCCAUGCUGGCCAACCUCACCCAAUAUGUGACGAAUAAUGGAGAUCUGCACUGUCCUCCCAAACCUGAGCCUCCUACAGAGAUUGCUGGGCAAAAACUGCAGGCUCCAGAAGGUCCUUCUUCACUACCUCCAUGUCUGCCUGCGGAAACUGCACAGAUUAACCAGGGAGACUUGACUGAUGCACUUAUAGAUACAGGCAGAUGUAGCAAAGAAUUCUCAGAAGCAGGAGAACCUUUCAUCCGUCAGAAUUCUCCUGUCUCAGUUUAUCUGUUCCCUGAAGAAAUUGCUACAGGACAAAGACUUGAUGCUUUUUCAGCCUCUUCUCUUUUAGCCGAGGCACGGGUUUCCCAGGAAAGUCUUGGUUUGUCAGACACCAGUGGGGACAGUGAACUCACAGACACAGACGAUUUCUGCAUUCUUGACGCCCCUGGCAUUGGUGUGCCGCCAAAAGACGGAGAGCCUGUGGUUAGAAAGUUGGUGGAUAGUCACAUUGUGGUCAAGGAUGGGCACUUCUCUCGACCGCUUGGUAGCACUGACUUGCUAAAACCUCCAAAUAAGUUCCCUGUACCCGAGACCAGAAUUGUGCUGCGAGAAAUCUCUGUUGUUUGGCAUUUAUAUGGAGGGAAGGAUUUUGGCAGCAGCCGGCCAAACUCUGCACGGGCACAAUCACCUAGAUCUAGAACAAGUUUCCAGAGUGCCCGUGGCUCCCCAUCGCGAUCUUCUGUUGCAAACCGACCGCAGAACACAUGGAGGACACAGGGAGGAAAUGGGAGGAAUCACGACAUAUUAAUGGAAAUACAGCUGACCAAGGUAAGCUUCCAGCAUGAAUCAUAUCCCGUACCAUCUGGAGGCAAAAAUGAAAAGCUUCAAACUGGAGAGAUAGAAGAAGUGCCCAUUGCUCGUCAGGUGUUUAUAGUUCAGGAACUGGAAAUAAGGGACCGUCUGGCUACAUCGCACAUCAACAAGUUUUUGUACUUGUACACCAGUGAAAAGAUGCCACGGAGAGCUCACUCCAACAUGCUCUCUAUCAAAGCUCUCCAUGUGUGUCCGGAAGCUGGACUGGGUGGGCCUGAAUGCUGCCUCCGAAUGUCCCUAAUGCCGCUAAGACUAAACAUCGAUCAGGAUGCUCUCUUCUUCUUGAAAGACUUCUUCACUAGUCUAGCCUCUGGGAUUCAUCCUGUGGUUGCCUUGGACAUGGGGUCAGAUGCCUCUCAUAUGGAUGGCACAAACAGGCAGAAUUCCUCAGAUGGUGAGCCAGGGUUAGAGGCCUCUUUGGAGUCCAGUGAAGAAGACACUUCAUCUCAUAGUUCAUCAAGUGAUCAACCUAUUUAUUUCAGAGAAUUCCGCUUCACCUCCGAAGUGCCAAUAUGGCUGGAUUACCAAGGAAAGCAUGUUACCACAGAACAGGUGGGAACUUUUGCAGGAAUCUUAAUUGGACUAGCUCAACUAAACUGCUCAGAACUGAAACUAAAGAGACUUUAUUGCAGACAUGGGCUCUUGGGAGCAGACAAGGUUUUUUCGUAUGCUCUUAAUGAAUGGUUGACUGAUAUACGGAAAAACCAACUGCCAGGGAUCCUGGGAGGAGUGGGACCCAUGCAUUCUGUUGUACAACUUUUUCAUGGUGUGCGAGACCUCUUCUGGUUGCCUAUUGAACAAUAUCGUAAAGAUGGACGCAUUAUACGCGGUUUGCAGCGGGGAGCAGCAUCAUUUGGUACUUCCACUGCAUCUGCUGCUUUGGAGCUCAGCAAUCGCUUGGUGCAAGCUAUACAGGCUACUGCAGAGACUGUGUACGAUAUCCUGUCUCCUACACCACCAGUGUCCCGCUUGUCACUUGAUGUGAGGCAGUCUCGGAGACUACGGAGAGGCCAACAGCCAGCAGAUCUGCGAGAAGGUGUGGCCAAGGCAUAUGAUACUGUGAGAGAGGGUGUCAUUGACACUGCUCAAACCAUACGUGAUGUAGCAUCCCGUGGCCACGAGCAGAAGGGCUUGACAGGUGCAGUUGGAGGAGUACUACGGCAAAUACCACCCACUGUUGUGAAGCCUUUCAUAGUGGCCACAGAAGCCACUUCUAACCUACUUGGUGGGAUGAGGAACCAGAUUCGGCCUGAUGCCCACAAAGAGGACUCUCAAAAGUGGAGGUCAGAGGAAGGACAAGACUAAAAGCCUUCACAUCUCUGCCCCCGAAAGUGCCAAAAGAGAGAAAAUAUGUGAAGCUGAAUGGGGUACACUACAUCUUUGUAUUAAGUGGACCCAAAACGUGACUGCAUAACUACCCCACACCAAUCUAAAGCGCCUUCUGUUGCCCCAUCAAACAGGCUGUGACUAAAUUUUGCCAUCUGAAAAAAGUUCCAUGUCCUUUAUUUUAAUUUUUUUUAUUGCCUAUUUAACUGCUUCUUAAAACCCUCAAUGACUCCCCAAUUAACUCGUCCACAGCACUGUUACUUACAACUUUUAUUCCUUAAUUCAGUGUCUGUAUUGAUUGCUGUCCCCUGCACCUUCAUUGAUAUCAAAAGACAAUAUGGCACUUUCCAGCCUGGCUACCAGAGACUUUAUUUUUUUUUCUCUGCACGCCAAAAAUGAGUCUGAGCACAGUGUGACUGUACUAUCCUUUGAAGGAGCACAGCACAGCUCCAUAGGGCCUCCCUCCUUUAAGUGUGUUAUGUCGCUUUUUAUAUCCUCCUCUCCCUCUUUUAAAAGCUUUUGUUCCAACACCGAGGCCAAAUAAGUAUAUAUAUGAAAAUAUAUGUAUACAUAUAUAAAUAUAUAAAUAAAAAUAGAAUGUUAAGAAUUCCUGUUGUCCAAAUGUACCAGAUAGGUAGGGCGAUCAUAGAGUGUGAUAGAAAGAAUAUUACCGGCAGU
Messenger RNA from Pelobates fuscus (common spadefoot toad), 7093 nucleotides. RefSeq names its product autophagy related 2A (gene ATG2A). NCBI's taxonomy places the organism in Eukaryota, Metazoa, Chordata, Amphibia, Anura, Pelobatidae. Gene Ontology annotation, cellular component: phagophore assembly site. Bases 374 to 6394 code for a protein of 2006 amino acids. Gene Ontology annotation, biological process: reticulophagy; piecemeal microautophagy of the nucleus; autophagy of mitochondrion. The record is from RefSeq and is a predicted model, not a curated record. Gene Ontology annotation, molecular function: phosphatidylinositol-3-phosphate binding. The transcript has 42 exons.